CUCCACGUAAACACUGCGCCGCUCGCUGCGCCUUUCACGCGCUUUUAAGACUCUUUAAAGUUUGUGCGGACCGAGUCCAGCUGUUAACAUCUGUCAGCAUCUGUCCACAGCUGUUCGAAGGCUCGCUCUACCCUCCCGCGGCUUUAAUUAGUCGGCACGUGAUGUUAACCGCGGCUGCUUAAUUACCCGGAGCAGCUCCGAGCGUCACUUUGGAGGAGUUCCCGGAGCACCGGGGCCUCCGGGGGAGAUUUACAGCCGAGAUCGAGCCCUGACACGCGGCCGUUAAUCACCAGAGCCCCGCUGCUCCCAGAGGGUGAGGGAGUGAGUGAGCCGCAGGACUCUGGCGCCUCACACUAGACCCGGACACUCCUGGCUCUGGGUCCGCCCACCGGCACAUCCAGCUGGACAGCCCCGACCGGACUCACACCUCUCACCCCGGAGGACCUGCUGCCAAUGGCAACUUUCAUCUCCGCCCUCGUCUUCCUCCUCGCCGUGAUGGGCGGGACUUCCCCUGCUGCCAGUCAGUCCGGCGCUCCGACAGAGCCCAUGUGCUACGACUGGGGCGAGUCCAGCGAGGGGGCGGUCUCUGUCGUGGAGGGCGAGGUCGGUUGGCUCUCCUGUCCUCUUUUCUCUCAUCCCUCCGUCUACAACUACACCUCCACCCAGAGCGCCGGGCACAACCUCUUCUGGUACCGCCUCCCCGAGGGCCACGACCUGGAGCAGCCAAUCACGUACAGCUCGCGGCUCAGCAAAGACAGAGAGAGACUGUUUCUGCAGCCGGCCGCCACCGCCGACACCGGCCAGUACAUCUGCAUGCUGCGGAACAAGUCCUCCUGCAGUAAGAUCGCCAUCCGCCUCAAAGUGUUGCGGCCGGACGACGUUGUUAAGUGUGCGCUGCCGGUUGCCGUGGCACCGAUUGAGGACUUGAUCCCUUUACAGGAGGGGAAGACGUUAGACUGUCCAGACCUGCAGGAUGCCACCAAGAUGUCAGAGAGCGCACCAAAGGUCCAAUGGUACUUUGUGGCGCACCCGGUGUGCGACUGGUAUCCGUUCUGGGACAGCGACAGGGAGCAGAAAGGAAACAGUCUGCAGGUUCACCUCAUGAUGGAACAGUAUCAGGGUUUAUAUUACUGCAGAGUCCAGUACCAGAGGAGGAACCAAACACUCAACUUCACCAGGAGCAUCAACGUCACGGCCAUCUUGCCCCUCUCGCUGCCCAAAGAGCCCAGCAUCAUGAACCCCACACAUGACCAGAUUUUCACAGUCAAAACAGGCACCGAGGUGCGUCUGGUGUGCAGAGGUCAGCUUCCGUUCGUCCUGCACAAACCGUGGCGGGAGAUCUGGUGGACAGUUGAUGGGAAGACGCUGGACAAACUUCCUGAUCGAUUCACACAAAUUAGCAGGGUGGUGAGAGACCACUUCAGGGACCUGACUAUCGAGAACAUCCUCGUGAUCCAGGACUUCCAGUCCAAAGACCUGAAGCGGGAGUUUUACUGCUCCGUGAAGAACGAGCGAGGCUUCGAUACCCGCAGAGCUCAGCUGGAGGAGGAAGUGUCGCUGCCCACCGUGGAGCUGGGCUGCGGCCUCGGCGUCACUCUGCUCCUCAUGCUGAUCCUCUUCGUGGUUUAUCACGUCUUCUGGCUGGAGCUGCUGCUGCUCUAUCGCUCCUGGUUUGGCACAGACGAGCGGCACACAGAUGAUAAGGAGUUCGACGUGUACAUUUCGUAUGCGAGGAACAGUGAGGAGGAGCAGUUUGUUCUGUUGACGCUGCGCAGAGUCCUGGAGAACGAGCUCGGGUACUCGGUGUGCAUCUUCGACCGAGACAGCCUGCCCGGCGGGACCAUCACAGAUGAGACUCUGAGUUUCGUGGCUCGCAGCAGGCGCCUCCUGGUGGUCGUCAGUCCCGGCUACGCCUCACAGGGCUCCCAGGCUCUGCUGGAGCUUAAGGCCGGCAUUGACACCAUGGCGCUAGCUGGGCACCUGCGGGUGAUCCUGGUCCAGUACAAGCCGGUCCGGAGGAAGGGCUGGGUCAGGGAGCUGAGGCGGGCCCGGGUGGCUCUGGCGCUGGUCCGAUGGCAGGGGGACAAGUCCAGAGAGCUGUCGUCACGCUUCUGGAAGAGGCUGAGGGUGGAGUUGCCCGUGAGGAGGGUUAGCAGCCGAGGGGAGGACGAAGAAGAGAGCAGUAAGGAGGUGGCGCUGAUGAGGCUUCACAGUCAGAACAGUACAAACUCCCAAACGGGGCUGAUCAGCAACACCGUCAAAGACCCGCAGAAAGUCCUGAAUUCUGCAGCGUAGCAGCGGCUCUCUGAGAACAGUUACAGCUGAUGGAGCUCAGCUGGAGAAGGCUCGUGGUUUCUCUGAAUGAGAGUUAUUAUAGUCAUGUUUGUGACCAGGACCGACUCAGAUUUAUUCAUUUUAUGAAACAAAGUUUCAUUUUCCCUUUAAAGAUAUGAAACAGUCCGCAGCCAUGCUAGCAGCUGUCAGUAUUUACAUCAGAAAACAAGCUAAUGUUUUGACCAGUGUCGCAUUAUGAACAAACGGCACGUUUCAGCGUCCUGGGUUAAUGAGACUGUGCUCCACCUCGUUUCCUCUGCAGGUGAUGUUUGGCCAAAACCACUUACAGAUACCCGCAAGGUUUCCUUUGGCCUCUGCAACGACACGCGAUGUCAUCGUGUGACUUGUUUUGGACAGAGUUGCAGUUUUAAACGUGGCAGUCACAUUUUUAACCCAAAACCACAAUAUUUGCUGAAGCCGACCAAGUUCUUUAUGCCUAAAUGUAGCUGCGUAGUUCUUGGUGCUUAAAUAUAACAGUUUACUCUUGACUGUGGUUCUGUGGUUGACAAAGACCAUGUGAGCACAGUAGUUUAUUUAUAUGAACUAUAUAAUCAUUGACCAACAGGCUGCACAAUAACCAAAACCUCCCAAAUGGAACAAAAUAGUUCAAGUAAUUUAAAAACGGUUAAAAAAAAUAACCGUUUUUUACAAAAACGUAAGGUAGAAAAAACGGAAUAAAUUCGUACAUCUAGCUGAGAACAGAGGAUUGGCUGCUCGACACCAUCGGUGGAGGUCGAGCCCAGCACGUGCAGCUCAGAGGAUAGACGUCCAUGUAUGUGUGAGUCAUGUUUCACACUAAUCAUCUAACAGCUGUGCAGAUAUUUAAAAAGGAAAAUGUAAAUCUCCCGAUGGUGCUUUGGGGAAAGGAGUUCAUUAAACAUCGACGUUCAAGCGUGGAUGUUACCGUCCUUACUGCAAAGCUGCUAGCAUGGCUAAAACGAGCUCCAGACAUUUUUAAAGGGUUAGUUCGUCAGUUAAAAUGCUGAAAGCGCCCCUAGAGGCUGCAGUGUUCAUUACAACAACAGGAAGUCUGUGUUGUCAGUCCUGGAGCUGACGUCACGGUGCCGUUAAAGCUGGUCGCCCUCGAGAGCGGGAGGAGGACGAUGCAGAUGCUUCGAUAGAAGUGUUCGUUUUACAGGUUUUCAAUUUCACUCAUUUUCAUGUAACUUUGAUAUUAGCUGCCAUUUCAUCAUCUACAGUAUCCACUCAUUAUCACACGUGUCAUUGUCACACGUGUCAUUAUCACGUUUGUGUAUUUCAUUUUGUUUGUUUGUCCAGAGUUAAAAACGUUUGUGUUUUCUAAACUGGUGCUUUAUAAAAGAGGUUUGGUUUUACUUUAACAGUGUUUUGUGCAAACAUGCACAAAAUCGGCUUAAACACAUGUUAAUCAAAUCGUAACACACAGUUAACACACUAAUAGACUAUAGAGGUGGAUUAAAAUCAAGUCCUGCAUCAUGUUAGCAUUCAGUGUUAGGUUGAUAUGGGUUUAUCGUUUUUUCUACAUAUCUUUUAAAAACCAAUAUCAGAACACAGUCACCUGUUGGUGGGACUCGUGGAGAGGUCAGGAUAACAAAGUUGGUAAGAGUCAUCCUCGGGGGGCGAUGACCAUCUAUACAAAAUUUAUUCAAAUCCACACAAUGGAUGCUAACACAUCACAUGUGCCACAGACGGGCAGCAUUUCCAUUUAUAUACGUGUAUGUCCUCUGUAGCUGAAUGUAGUCGUCAUUUUAAUUGGUUACAAAGUUACAAAAGAGCACAACACCUGCCUAAUGAGCAGGUCACUACACAAUCACCUGUAGUGUGUAUGAAAGAUACUGACUUAUCUGAAAAUACACACUAAAUAACCACCAGGCAGUCGUAAAACUUAAAGUGCGACACAAACUGGAAAUGAAUAAAGUUUGCCUUCAAAGUAAAAGUACAACUUUUACUUUGAAGGCAAACAUGGCAACAAGUGAUUUCGUUACCGCUCAGUAGUUGACGGUGUUUUCAGACAAAUCGGACGCUUUCAUUCAACGUAGGUGCAGCUACAGCAAUCUGUUAGCAUCCAAGGUCUUUGGUACAACCAGUUUCACCCAGUAACAGCAACCUCCAGGAACCAGUCAGGGAACACCCACAUUUUCUUAAAGACUGGUGGGUACGGUUACCUGUGUGAUUUGUGCUUGCACACAUGUGACAUCGCUUGGAUAGUUUUUGCACAGACCCCAGCAGAGAGGUAAAGCUGGGUAUCAUCUGCAUAGAGUUAUCGUAUCGUGACCUCCUAAACAACACAUUACAAAGAAAAACCAAGUAUGGAUUCAUGCACUGCAGGUUUUAGACAUCAGCAUUGAGUAACCUGUUAUUUGUUUGUUAAUUACUGUGCACUUUCUUUAUUUUCCACUUUAUAUUUGAUAUUUCAACAAAAAAAUCAGCUCUGAUUGUAUAUUUCUCUUACUAAAAUAUGCUACGCUAUUUAUCUCUAACCUAAACCAUCAGUGUUGUAAUGAGAGAAAGCAUCCUGCACUUUGUCACGCUGUGAACUGGUUAUUUUAUUUCUGUUUUUUGGUAUAAAAGUAUUUUCCUUUCACCAUCA
This is a messenger RNA of Neolamprologus brichardi, 4903 nucleotides long. It is a transcript of the gene il1rap, whose product is annotated as interleukin 1 receptor accessory protein. The record is from RefSeq and is a predicted model, not a curated record. NCBI's taxonomy places the organism in Eukaryota, Metazoa, Chordata, Actinopteri, Cichliformes, Cichlidae. Gene Ontology annotation, biological process: signal transduction.